AAGUCUGAAAGAUAAACAGAACUGAGUAAAACACUUGGAGUGUUCUGCACUUAACGAGGUUUUCAUCGUAACGGAAACACAUUAUUCUACAAUCACGGCCUCAGAGCCAAUGAUGGCAGCCACCCUGGCGCUUAAUCCUUACCCAGCAAUGCUUCCCCAGGUCGUUCAACAUCCAUCUGCUGUUGCCGCUGCAGCAGCUGCGCAUUUUUCCGCUGUUUCGGCCGGACCAAGCACACAAAUGAACCCCGGCAUGAUGAGCGGAUACGGCGGGAUGACAGGGCCCACACAACCGCCGACGACACAAAAUGGACCCGGCCUUUCGUUUGGUUUCACACAAGAACAAGUGGCUUGUGUUUGCGAAGUACUUCAACAAGGCGGAAACAUAGAACGUCUUGCAAGGUUCCUUUGGUCGCUUCCUGGAUGUGAACAUCUUCACAAGAACGAAAGUGUCCUGAAAGCAAAAGCAGUCGUCGCAUUUCACCGAGGAAACUUUCGAGAGUUAUACAAAAUCAUCGAAAACAAUAAUUUUUCGGAACACAAUCACGCUAAACUUCAACAGCUUUGGUUGAAAUCUCAUUACAUCGAAGCUGAGAAACUGAGGGGUCGUCCAUUGGGAGCCGUAGGAAAAUAUCGGGUUCGACGAAAAUUUCCACUGCCGAGGUCUAUUUGGGAUGGUGAAGAAACCAGCUACUGCUUUAAGGAAAAAUCUAGAGCCGUUCUGCGGGAUUGGUAUACACACAACCCAUAUCCUUCCCCGAGAGAAAAGCGUGAAUUGGCUGAAGGUACGGGACUUACUGUGACUCAAGUUAGCAAUUGGUUCAAAAAUCGGCGACAACGCGAUCGAGCAGCAGAAGCUAAAGAAAGAGAUGGAAGCGACAUGUCCCAGGGCGGGAUGUCCAUCCCACCAUCGGGUAUGGGGACACCACCGCAUCAACAAACGGGAAUCGACAAUAUCAACACACCGGCACAUGGAAGUCAGAUUGGAGCAGACAUGAUGGAACAAAAAUCCAGCAUUGAUGUGAUGUCACAACAACAUGUUCAUCAACAACAGCUCCAUCAACAUCAUCAAGAUCAAAUGAUCCACCAUCACUCACACACUCCUCCGCAUCCAUCACAUCAUCCCAUGAAUCCGCAUCAUCCGCAGAACAAUCGCCUCCCACCACAAAGUAUGAUUAUGAGUUCAUUAAACGACACACAUCUCCAGCAUCAUGGUGUGCUUCCGUCACAAUACACAUUACCCGGCACACCACAUAGCGGACAAAUGACUCCGCUCCAACACCCAGAGAUGCAUUACCCAACUCAUCCGCAGCAGUUAUCUCAUCACAUGUCAUCAUCCGCAAGCAGCCACGCAGCAGUGUCAAUGCACGAAACAAUGUUGCAGCAUGGAUUAGCGAACAACCCAGUCGAAAUGGGAUCGUAACUUUUAAAUUGUAAGGUGGAUAAACAAAGUUUUAUUUUUGUAUUUGCAGUCACGCUAUUUUAUUAUUAUUGUCUAUAGUUAUACGGAUAUGCACAACUAGAAUCAGAUGCUGUCGUACCACUGUUGAUUAUAGAAAAUUGUCAAUAUAGUUGGCCACAGCACAUCACCAUACAUUCGACAGCCAUUCCAACUUAAAUUUUAGAGAAAUAUUUAAUAGCAUUUUGUAAUGGCAUUUCUCUACACAAUCUUAUUAAAUAUUUAGUAGUUUUCCUGACAAGCAUGUUGCAUUACACUUGUAAGAGCCAUAAUGUUGACAUCUGCAUCGCAGAUAUAUCGCUUCGGUGACGUGUAGUAGUCCAUGUGCAUAUUCACACGCUCUAAUAUCCGCUGCUUUACUCGAAUCUAAAUGUGUAUUACUGUGAUGUCACAAUUAAUUUUCCAUGUGCUUAGCAGUGACCAACAAACAUGGAUAUUUUUUACGAUUUGCUAGAUAACAGUGUGUUUCGUAUAUACUUUAUUUUGAACCAUGACCAAGACGCAUGACAAUUUAAAUUGAUUUUUGUUGAUAUUCAACACAUAGGGCCAUUCCUUGACGAUGCUAUAUAUUUGACCAAUUUUUUUAUGUUAGUCGUUCGCAAGUGUUUAACUGAUUCUGACAUUCCUUUUCAAUAUUACAUGCACUCAAACGUUUGUAUCGCUCAUUUUGUAUGCUUGCGCUGAGUGUUAAGAGCAAAUUAAUAAAAAGCGGAUCUUA
Molecule: messenger RNA, 2174 nt
Organism: Ciona intestinalis (vase tunicate)
Lineage: Eukaryota; Metazoa; Chordata; Ascidiacea; Phlebobranchia; Cionidae
Source: RefSeq, a predicted model, not a curated record